Molecule: messenger RNA, 1341 nt
Organism: Corticium candelabrum
Lineage: Eukaryota; Metazoa; Porifera; Homoscleromorpha; Homosclerophorida; Plakinidae
Product: early estrogen-induced gene 1 protein-like
Exons: 12
Coding region: 101-1129 (342 amino acids)
Source: RefSeq, a predicted model, not a curated record
UCUUCCAGGCGUGGUUACCGUGACGUAGUGACCGGUUGGUCGGACGUCGCGAUUUCGUAACUCUAGUACCUUACAUGCUGCACGAGGGGUCGACCUCGCGAUGAAAAAGAAACGUUUCAGGUUUUCUGCCUCCCUCACACUUUACGAACUGAGUGACGUGCCGUUUGUGAGUGGAGUUCUAUUCGUGAAGGUGAAGCUCGGCGAUGGCGGAUCUUUCUCCGCCAAGACGGCAAGGCAGGCGAUUAGCAAUCACACGGUGACGUGGAACGAGGAGUUCACGUUUGAGUGCCGAAUGACGGCCCCGGCCAGCGACGGCAUUCUCAGCGACUGCAUGUGCCGACUGUUUAUUCGAAUGGAGACAAAAGGUGGCAAGUCAUAUGAGAAGCUUGGCUAUGUUGACAUCAAUCUUGCUCAAUACGCAUGUGCCGGGCUACAGACAACAAGAAUGUUGUUGCUCGGCAACAGCAACGCGAAGAAGCAAGACAACUCUGUACUGAAGGUUGGUGUGAAUGUCAAUUUACUUUCGGGCGAUCCUUGUUUCAAGAAACCGGAAUUGGUGAGAGUGAAGUUGACCGAUGCAUUCAGUAGUUCACACACUGAAGCUGCUAUGGCAAGAGACAUGCCAGCAGGCGGAGCUAACCCACUGUCUGUUUCAGGCAGUUCGCAUGUACAUCAGUCGAGUGCAUCGGGUCUUCUCCCUCCUCUGCAUUCUCGUCAAGCUAGUCAGGGCAGCGGUUGUCCGUCGUCGUCGCAUUCUCGACAAGCCAGUCAAACGAGCACGAUCAGCAUGUCGUCGAGACCUCACAGCGGCGUUCAUUCACGCACACCUUCGUUCUGUGAGGAGGACAAGCUACCAGCAUCAGCAGGAAGUCGACUAAGAAAACCAAGUGACAUUCUAUUAACAACAGGAAAACGAUCAGACGUACCUGCUUCAGCCGAAGCAGUUGUUGAUCAGAUUAUCAACAAUCAGUCUGUGAUGGAAGGCGAUGAAACUGAUGGACAUAAUGGAGCUAUCAGCAGAAGCUCUCUACAACUAUUCGUUAGUCCCAGCGGCCAAGCGACCGUGUCAGGCACCGAUAUUAGAUUUUCAGGUGGCUACAAGCCCGUCAUCAUGACGGGAGCACAAUAGGCCGUGACAUCGAAUGUAUAUUUAACUGUAGCUUUUCGCUGGUUGUCUUUUAUUCAUGUUCUUUUCUAGAGCAUAUUCUAUUGUUUCUAUAAAGCUAGUUAUUGGUCUAUAUUGAGUACAGACAUACAUGUACUCGUCUGAGUAAAUUAAAACGAAGGCCAUAAGGUUGAUUUGCUUGUAGCAACUGAAAAAGUAUUGCAGUGUUCAGAACA